Messenger RNA from Diospyros lotus (date-plum), 3030 nucleotides. RefSeq names its product probable E3 ubiquitin-protein ligase RHG1A. Gene Ontology annotation, molecular function: ubiquitin protein ligase activity. The transcript has 13 exons. The record is from RefSeq and is a predicted model, not a curated record. Bases 1258 to 2838 code for a protein of 526 amino acids. Lineage: Eukaryota; Viridiplantae; Streptophyta; Magnoliopsida; Ericales; Ebenaceae.
UGUGUGCACGUUUCCAUGUGCGUUGGCUUUGGGGCAAUCAACGCACCUUUCUCUCGCAAUUCUCCUGCCAAACAGCGUCCCAACCUUCUGUUCCUUCCAAUCUCCGGCCUUCCCUGAUCCUAUUCUCCACCGUUCGAUCCUACCGCUGCUGGUAUCGACGGUUGAUAUUCGUCCGAUAGGCACUUUGGUUUCUCUGAGCUACAGCAGAAGGAUUCUCAUUUUUGAAUCCUGUCUUUCUUAUCAAGAUUCAUAACAUAUGAACAGGUGUAUUGUGGGCUAGAAAUUGACUUUGACUGAGAAAGCAAACUACAGUUCACUGUAGAUCUAUCAUUUUUGAAGUUGCUGAAGCCUUAUAGUUCCUCAUUCAUAUUGAACAUCAUGAAGCUAAAAUGACCAUGACACUCCUGGUGUGGUUCCUUUAUAUUGCACUAAGCUUGUGAAGUGCAGCUCGUCCUCAGCCUCCUAUGGCCAUAGGAACAAUCUUUGUGUGAAGAGCCAGCUCAUUUGCCCUAGUUGAGCAAGCUCGUCUCCCUGAAGUUGAAGCAGCCCUUGUCUCGUCUAAGAUUCGAUCGUGAGGUGCCCUUCUGCCCGAGUUGAAGCAACCCUUGUCGUGCCCAAGAUCCGAUCACGAGAUGCAGUUUCAAGCCCAGGAGGAAGUCUAUAUGGAGCAACCACUUGGGUUUGUUGCUCAGGAGGAGUCAGGAAAGGGAAGCUGGGAGUCAAACCAUGCAAUGCGCCAAUGAUUACAGACUUGCAACUUCCAGUUGAUGAGGGAGAGUUGUUUGAAAAUCUUGAAAUAUAUAAAAGAUGUAGAUUGGGCUUCUUCUAAGGUUGACAAGAGAUCGACAACAGGAUACUGUGUUUUCGUUGGUGGCAAUUUGGUCUCAUGGAAGAGUAAGAAGCAGAAUGUGGUAUCUCGGUCUAGUGCAAAAUCAUAAUAUUGAGCAAUGGCACAAUCAACAUGUGAACUUAUGUGGAUCUAUCAACUGAUGAGUGAAAUUAGAUUAGGUAAGGGAAAGGAUGUAGCGGGCGCGGGUCCAAGUGAGGCUGUCGGGUAAGGGCAAGGAUGUAGCGGGCGCGGGUCCAAGUGAGGCGGUCGGGUAGGCAUAUGUGUGCUGGGGCUCCCUCAACAAAAGAUUUUGGGAGUGUUUUGGAGCUAGUAUCUUAGAUCCUUUCUUAUCUUUGAUCCUUUCUUCUUUUAGGUGGUUCCUAUCUUGAUUCCAGGGCCGUGAUCCAUUCUUCUCUGAGCAGGGAGCCAUGGAUCAUAGAUACCUUCCCAGCUCAUUCAGGAGGGACCAAAGUUAUAAUAGAAAUCAACUAACUGCAGAACAGUCUUACAUACAUUUGGGAAGGGCUGUUGCACCAGAAAAUGGUUCGAGGGGUGUAAUACACUCUGCUUCACAGUGGAAUUCAGAGAGCAGAGGAAAUGAACGUCAUCCUUCAAGUUUCAGCAUGGAACUACCACAUUUCCAGCCAGCUCUUUCGGCCCCUUCAUAUGAUCCCUUCCCACAAUCUUCAGCUGCUGGGAACUUGUAUCUGGCCCCACAGAAUAAUGCUGGCCAUGCAUAUUCUGAUUAUUAUGGCAGAUGUAAUAUUCGUGAAAAUCAAAGUGCCACGAUAGAUUCUGUAACAGGAAAUGGAAGGGGACCAUUCAAAAGAAAAAGUCCUGAGAUUUCUGUGGCAUUUGAAAGAGGCAGCACAAGCAGAUUCUGCAGUGUAGGAAGUUCCUCCAGUUCUGAGUUACCACAGGGGAAACAAAAUUCUGCUUAUCAAAACAUUCCUUCUGGCAAUAUUGGUUUACCUCACUAUGGGGGUGGUAGCCUCUCAAUUCCUGGUGAAGAUCCCUUGAGGAAUGUCAGAAAUCGAUCUAGGCUUGAUAUGGGAGCCAACAUAAUGAGAACUGAUUCAUCAACUUAUUCUGCUCGCCAUUAUCAUUCCACAACUCAUUCAUCAAACUACCAUGGAGUGGUAAAUGUAAGCAGCACUAAUGCUGAUGAAACCACUCGAUUUAUGAACUUUGGUGCCCUGCCACCUACUGCUCAUGGAAGGAUUCAAACAUCAGGUAUCAAUAGCUUGAGCCACGAGAGCAAUCAUUUUCUUGUGAGAAGAAGUGGCACAGAGAUUAGAGGUUGCCAUCUUGAUUCUACUUCAAGCAGAAAUCUUGUUUCACCUUCACAGUAUGUUCAUGCUCCACCUCUAAGAAGUGAAAGGGAAGGCCGUCAUACUCAUUCUCAAAGACCAGUACCUCCAUAUAGGCCUGGUCCAAGCUGCCCUUGGUUCAGAUAUCAAUCAGCUUCUACAGAGCACAGUCUGCAGUCACUAUCAGCAGCUCGUAGUUCUGAUUAUUCAAGACCAUCAAUGGGAGGAUGGAGCUAUGGUCACAGGAGUGGAAGGUCAAGGAUAGCCUUUGAGCAAAUUCAGUCUAUUUCUAGUAUUGUGGAUGCUCAAGACAGAAUUGGCUCAGAGGAACUCAGGAUGAUGGAUAACUCAUCACUCUAUACCAGUUCAAGGAAUUUGUUUGAUCAAUAUACAGACAUGAGGCUAGAUGUUGACAACAUGAGUUACGAGGAACUUCUUGCUCUUGGGGAACAAAUAGGGAGUGUCAGCACUGGCUUGUCUGAAGAUAUGAUUCCAAAGUGUUUGAUUGAAACAAAGUCUUCAGAUAAACACCAUGAAGGAACAUGUUGCAUUUGCCUUGAAGAGUAUGGUAGUGAUGAAGAGGUUGGAACCCUAAAGAAGUGCGGGCAUGACUACCAUGCGAGCUGCAUUAAGAAGUGGGUGCUGAUGAAGAAUGUGUGCCCCGUCUGCAAGGCUCCUGCUCUUGCCCUAGAUUCUUAAUGUCAAAUUGGUCACUUGAACUUGGACUUGGGACAAAAACAGCUUUCUUUGUGUUCUUGUAUAUAUUCAGUAUUCACACACACAAGACAAAACAGAUCUAAAACAACAGUUUCUCCAAAUGGGGGAAGCCGUUUCACUGAAUUGUUAUUUAGGAAACUUCAGUUUGUGCAAUUCUAUUGCUUUCUGAUUGCA